AUGGACGUUACUGUACAGCAAAGAACGACGUCUGAGGGCAACACCGCGGGGAAUCGUCGUAAACGAAUUAGACCAUCCAGGGCUCGUGGAUUGAGAACUAGAACAGGAUGGUCACCUAAGCGAAUAUCAAGCUCGCUCACACAUAACAGCCUCACUUGCAGGGAGAGACGAGUAAAGUGCGACGAUGGACGCACUUGUCAAUAUGCCCAGGCCACUUCCCAGAUCGCCGGCCCGGUGCAUCCGCCUGGAGCCACCAACGCCCCUGCCGAUGAAGCCGUGCCGGCUCAUCAAAGCGACUCGCCCGAGGCGUCAUGGGGUGAUUUGAAUGGGCCUAACGAGCAAAGCCCACCCGGCUUUGACUCUGCAAUUUCUGCUUCUCCACUGACAUUAAGCCAAGCCUCCUUGCUGAACAUCUCUCCCUUCGAGUGGUAUGAUUUGUUAGCGCGGGAUGCUAUCAACCACAUCCAAAGGCUAAAUGAUACCUCAGGCGGCGAUUCAAGAUGGAAGUUUCCCGAGAUUGCUCUUUCUCGUAGGCAAUCGCCAGCCCGUGAGUGUCCUGAUUCUCGACUCGAUCCGUUCAAGAGGCAUGAAGAGCAGCAACCGGCUGUAACCGACCGGGAAAACCAGCCUUGGAAUACGACAACUAGGAUAGAGCUUUCGGAAAUCGACCUCACGUUCUUUCGAUAUUAUAUCGACGUGGUUGGCCCAAUACUAGACUUGUUUGAUCGUGCUAGGCAUUUCAGUAAUGUCGUACCUCACCUCGCGCUACGAAAUACUGGACUUCUGAAGUCAGUUCUCGCAGUGGGUGCCAAGCACAUGUCUCUUGGUGUUUCAGACAUACCAGAUGGAGACUCAAUAAGCAAUGCUAUGGCACCAAACGCGAAUGUUCAAACGCCAUUGACAUCGACUGGUCUUUCCCCAGACUCAGAGACUGCUCCAGCCCACAUGGCUACACAAUACUAUUACGAAACACUUCAAUAUCUUUCGCAAACAUUACUUUAUCCCUCUUAUGCAGACUCUCACGAGAUACUGGCAACAGCGACCAUGAUCAGCACGUACGAGAUGUUUGAUUCCGACAGCGCCUCAAAUGGUGGAGUCUGGGAACAACAUCUUAGAGGCUCUUUUUGGAUUCAGCGAUCUCAGGAUAAUGACGGGGAAUCUGUUGAUGGUUUAAGACAGGCUGUGUGGUGGGCUUGGCUUAGACAGGAUAUUUGGGCGGCUUUCCAAGCCGGGCGGCCUACUAUUACCUUCUGGCGUGCACGAAAGCCUCUCGACGCGUUAGAUUCAGAUGAGUUGGGGACAAGAAUAGUCUAUAUAUGUGGAAAGUGCGUAAAAUAUGCUUCUUCCGAGAGAGUAACGCCGAAUACGGAUCCAAGAGAGAGAAUCGAGCAUGGCGAUCAGCUUCUUCGCAUGCUCGAUGAUUGGCAUCGUGCUCUCCCCGCUUCCUACCAUAAUAUAACUGUUGCCAGUGCAACAAGCCUGGACUUGAAUACAGCGUUUCCACCUAUUUGGAUUCACCCCCCAAACCAUGCAGGCGCCAUGCAGAUGUACCAUUUUGCUAGGGCAAUUGUGUUGCUCAAUCAACCUACUAUGGGCGGACUAACUGCCUACUUGCAACGUGACAAACAACUUACUGAGAGCAUUAAAAUUGUCUGCGGCAUCGCAAACUCUUGUCAGGAACAUGAGGUCGCAAUGGCCUUUGUCAAUGUGCAGGCAUUAUUUGGGGGUAAGUGUCUCGCUACUCCAAUUGUCAACUUUACUGACGGAUAUCAAGUUGGUCAAUUUGUUCGGUCGGCCGAGAUGCGCGGUGAAUUGCUCCGGAUUUUAGAAAAUAUGAUUAAAAUUAGCAAAUUCCCUGCCAAGGGACUUGCCAAUCGACUGAAGAAAGGUUGGCAGGAAUGA
Molecule: messenger RNA, 1902 nt
Organism: Penicillium angulare
Lineage: Eukaryota; Fungi; Ascomycota; Eurotiomycetes; Eurotiales; Aspergillaceae
Exons: 3
Coding region: 1-1902 (633 amino acids)
Biological process (GO): positive regulation of transcription by RNA polymerase II
Cellular component (GO): nucleus
Molecular function (GO): transcription cis-regulatory region binding; DNA-binding transcription factor activity
Source: RefSeq, a predicted model, not a curated record